AUGAAAAUAUUGGAGCGAAUACCAUCAAAUGAUAAUAUCGAUUCCGAUGCCCACACAAAUGUUAGUGCCGCUGCCGUCGAACUACUUGAAGAAAGAAGAUUUUCCGGUGCAGCAGAACAAACUACAAGGAAAAAAAAGCUCAACAUAAGGAGCAUUUCAAUCCUAGAUUUGCAAAACGAACCAGUUGCAGGACCCAGUGGUGUUAAACAAAACAUUGUAAACCGCAACAAAAAAAACUAG
Acanthoscelides obtectus is the source of this 240-nucleotide messenger RNA. NCBI's taxonomy places the organism in Eukaryota, Metazoa, Arthropoda, Insecta, Coleoptera, Chrysomelidae. The record is from the annotation of a GenBank genome assembly.